Antechinus flavipes (yellow-footed antechinus) is the source of this 2358-nucleotide messenger RNA. RefSeq names its product NOP2 nucleolar protein (gene NOP2). The transcript is spliced from 16 exons. The record is from RefSeq and is a predicted model, not a curated record. Gene Ontology annotation, biological process: rRNA base methylation; maturation of LSU-rRNA. The coding region runs from base 100 to 2214 and encodes 704 amino acids. NCBI's taxonomy places the organism in Eukaryota, Metazoa, Chordata, Mammalia, Dasyuromorphia, Dasyuridae. Gene Ontology annotation, cellular component: nucleolus. Gene Ontology annotation, molecular function: rRNA (cytosine-C5-)-methyltransferase activity; RNA binding.
GUCUUGCGUUAGCACGUUCGCGUAAAACCCCUUCCGGAUUGUGGGGCGUGCGGACCGCGGACUUGUAGGUGCACGUGGACCCGGUUCUUGGCUUGCGUCAUGGGGCGCAAGUUGGACCCCACCAAGAAGGAGAGGCGCGGCCCUGGCCGAAAAGCCCGUAAACAGAAGGGUGCUGAGACCGAGCUCGCCAGAUUCCUGCCGCCAGUUGGUGAUGAGAGUGGGAAGAGACUCUCCAGCCGUGCCAGGAAGAGGGCAGCCAAGAGGAGAUCAGAGUCUGCAGGGGUACCUGAAACCAAGAAACUAUCUCCUGGUCCAAAGCCUCUAACAAAAGGUGCUGUCCAGCCCUCUGGGAAGAAGGGACUGAAGGCUUCUGGACUCAAACCUGGAAGUCAAGCAUUGUUUGUACCUGCCAAGGGCAAAAAACGCCCCGCCCCAUCUCAUAGUGAUGAAGAGGAGGAUUCUGAGGACAAUGAUUCAGGGAAUGAAGGAGGUAGCUGGGCUUCUAUGGAUAGUGAAGAUGACAUGGUAGAUGAUUAUGGUGUGGCCUCAGAAGAAGAAAGUGAUGAAGAUGAUGAGCUUUUACCCAUUGAGAAGGCUGCGCAGAAGCAGAGAGCCCAGGAAGCAGAAACUCUGAGUCAGUGGAGUUCAGAAGACACUGAUGAUGAUGAGGAGGAGGAGGAGGAGGAAGUGGAACAUUCUUCCCAGCCAAAAUUCAAAAAUGAUGAUGAAGAAAAUGAAGAUCUUCAGAUCAACUUGGACAAGGAUGAAAAAUUUGUAUUGCCCUCUGGCAAGGAGAUAGAGGAAGAGAGUGCCCAGGCUCCAGAUCUGCAGUCUGUACACCAGCGAAUCCAGGACAUUGUUGGGGUGCUGCGGGAUUUUGGGUCUCAGCGAGAGGAAGGUCGGUCUCGGACUGAAUAUCUGAGCCGACUUCGGAAAGACUUGGCAACAUACUACUCCUAUGGAGAUUUCCUGAUUGGCAAGAUAAUGGACAUUUUUCCUCUUUCUGAGCUAGUGGAGUUCCUUGAAGCUAAUGAGGUUCCUCGACCCAUCACUCUCAGGACCAACACCCUGAAAACUCGCCGACGGGAUUUGGCUCAGGCCUUGAUCAACCGUGGGGUGAAUCUGGAUCCCUUGGGUAAAUGGUCAAAGACCGGACUGGUGGUGUAUGACUCUUCUGUGCCCAUUGGAGCCACUCCUGAGUACCUGGCAGGGCACUACAUCCUUCAGGGUGCUUCCAGCAUGCUGCCUGUCAUUGCCUUGGCACCACAGGAACAUGAGCGUAUUUUGGAUAUGUGUUGUGCUCCUGGGGGCAAAACUAGCUAUAUAGCCCAACUGAUGAAGAACACAGGAGUGAUCCUUGCCAAUGAUGCUAAUGCUGAGCGUCUCAAGAGUGUUGUAGGCAAUCUGCACCGUUUGGGGGUCACCAACACCAUCAUAAGCCAUGAUGAUGGACGUCAUUUCCCUAAGGUGGUAGGAGGCUUUGAUCGGGUUCUGCUUGAUGCCCCAUGUAGUGGCACUGGUAUCAUUUCUAAGGACCCAUCUGUGAAGACUAACAAGGAUGAUAAAGACAUCAAGAGAUGUGCUCAUAUCCAAAAGGAAUUGCUUCUGAGUGCUAUUGAUUCUGUUAAUGCUGCUUCCAAGACUGGAGGCUACAUUGUCUACUGUACUUGCUCCAUUACGGUAGAAGAAAAUGAAUGUGUGGUAGAGUAUGCCCUGAAGAAGAGAAAUGUGCGGCUGGUACCCACAGGGCUAGACUUUGGCCAAGAGGGCUUUACCCACUUUAGAGAGCGGAGAUUCCAUCCCACACUUCGCUCUACCAGGCGUUUCUACCCCCAUACCCAUAACAUGGAUGGCUUCUUCAUUGCCAAGUUCAAGAAAUUUUCCAAUGCUAUACCUCAAUCUAAGACAAGUGAUGCAGUAGCCAAUCCUACAGACUCCACAGAUGCCAGGCUGACCAACGGACUUUCUUCAACUAAAGCCCAGGGGGUCCCCCAGCCUAAAGUCAGCCCUAAGCUUGAUAAGACCACCAAGAAAGCUGGAAAGGCGAAGGUGCAGCAGCUAGGAGCUGCAGGGAUAAAGGGCCAGCAGCAGCCGACUAAGAAGACUCUUUUCCAGAAUGGGAAGUCUGUUCAUAAGGGCCCCAGGACUCCUACAGCAAGGACUCCCAGCUCCAGCCAGCCUCCCCCCAGGAAGAAGCAGAAGUCUCAGACCUGACAUGGCUGACACUGAGGGGUCUUAAGACUCCUAGACUGGCGGGACUUUGGGGCCCAUUCUGCCUGGGUGCUGGGCCUGGUCUUGGGGACAUAAGUACUAAUAUGGACAUAGCCUUGUAUACACAUAAAUAUGCCCAUCCCCCUC